UUUGUGGCGGACUACAGCAACCACAAGAUCCGGCGGGUGGAGGUGGCGACGGGCGAGGUGACCACGCUUGCAGGAAGCGGCGACGAGGGCGACGCGGAUGGCGUGGGCGACGCGGCACAGGUCUGCGGCCCAGCUGGCAUCGCCAUCAGCCCAGACGGCGGCGUGCUGUUUGUGGUGGACCAAGACAACCACAAGAUCCGGAGGGUUGAGGUGACUACGGGCGAGGUGACGAGUAUCGCGGGCAGCGGCGAGCCUCGCGACGCGGACGGCGUGGGCGACGCGGCGGAGUUCUGCGGCCCACGCGCCCUCGCCCUCAGCCCAGGCGGCGGUGCGCUGUUUGUGGUGGACCAAGGCAACCAGAAGAUCCGGCGGGUGGAGGUGUCGACUGGCGAGGUGACGACGGUCGCGGGCAGCGGCACCAGGGGCAGCGCUGAUGGCGUGGGCGAUGCGGCGGAGUUCAACAACCCAAGUGGCAUCGCCAUCAGCCCAGACGGCGGCGCGCUGUUUGUGGCGGACUGCAGCAACGUCAAGAUCCGGCGGGUUGAGGUGGCGACGGGCGAAGUGACGACGAUCGCGGGCAGCAGCACCACGGGCAUCGCCGAUGGCGUUGGCGACGCGGCGGAGUUCGACUGCCCAUUCGAAGUCGUCAUCAGCCCCGACGGCAGC
Emiliania huxleyi CCMP1516 is the source of this 666-nucleotide messenger RNA. RefSeq lists its product as hypothetical. The record is from RefSeq and is a predicted model, not a curated record. Gene Ontology annotation, molecular function: protein binding. Lineage: Eukaryota; Haptophyta; Isochrysidales; Noelaerhabdaceae. The annotation marks the transcript as partial. The transcript has a single exon.